This is a messenger RNA of Nilaparvata lugens (brown planthopper), 7338 nucleotides long. RefSeq lists its product as uncharacterized. The record is from RefSeq and is a predicted model, not a curated record. The coding region runs from base 324 to 2039 and encodes 571 amino acids. Gene Ontology annotation, molecular function: RNA polymerase II cis-regulatory region sequence-specific DNA binding; DNA-binding transcription factor activity, RNA polymerase II-specific. Gene Ontology annotation, biological process: regulation of transcription by RNA polymerase II. Gene Ontology annotation, cellular component: nucleus. Lineage: Eukaryota; Metazoa; Arthropoda; Insecta; Hemiptera; Delphacidae. The transcript is spliced from 7 exons.
GUAAAAGUUGUGAGGUUAUGUUAGUUCUUGUAUUUUAGUGCAAAUUUGUUUAGUACAUAUUUUUUCAUCUAAAUAUAUUAACUGAUUUUUGUGGUAAGUAUUUAAUUAUCGAUAUAAUUUAUCUUUACAUUUUUUAAAUAUAUAUUUUAAUUUUUCCAACUGUCCUGUCCAAUGUGUGCUUGGUUUCAAAUAUUCAAUUGACUCUUGUGUAAUAGCCUACCGCUCAAGAUCAAUCAAUGUAUGAAUACUUUUUGAAGCUGAGAAGAAUCAAUCUACAAUAGUAAGCAUCUCUACUCGGUAAUGCCAAUUUUCCUUUUAUAAUCAUGUCAAGAGGAACAAGCAAACCAAUGUCUGACGAAGAAGAAGAUAGUGACAGCAAUAGUUCGAUUGAAAGCCUCAGCAGUUCAUCAUGGAAGAUUGAACCGAAAGUUGAAACCUUGAAACCCUCUUCAUGCUCUCCAAAAGUGAUAGAUUUCUCAGACUCGAGUUCUGAAUGCAGCGAUGGAACGUAUGAAGCCAAAGUUUUGAGCUACUUGAAUGGAAUUUCUAUUCAGGAAAACUCAAAAACCGAGGAGAAAUCUCUCUCCACAUCAAAGAUAGAGCCGUGCUCUCCAAAAGUAAUAGAUUUCUCCGACUCGAGCUCUGAAUGCAGUGAUGGAACGUAUGAAGCCAAAGUUUUGAGCUACUUGAAUGGAAUUUCUAUCCAGCAAAACUCGAAAGCCGAGGAGAAAUCUCUCUUUACUUCAAAGAUAGAGGUGGAUAUUAGUAGUAGCUCAUGGGAGAGUGAUAGCAGUCUUGAGCCGAGCUUCCGAUAUAGCAGCAGAACUUUGGUCAAGAAGAAGAUAUGGGAAACUUUGGAGAAGUCAAUGGAGAAAGAUAAUAAGAUGCGGCGAGUCAAGAAAUUGAAGAAAAAACGAAAACUGCAAGUAGAAUCUCCAACUCCUGAGCCAGUUCCGACCGAAAUCUACCCUGAUGCCGGUCUAAGGAGGAAUCUAAUUCUAAAGCAAAUACAAAUCGCUCAUCUAUCCAAAAGGCAGUUAAAAAGAGGUGACAUUUCUGAGGAAAACCAUCUCAAACCGGAGGAACUGGGUCUUCAACCUGGAUUUAGUGAGGAACUAGGCCUUAAACCUGGAUUUAGUGAGGAACUAGGCCUUAAACCUGGAUUUAGUGAGGAACUAGGCCUUAAACCUGGAUUUAGUGAGGAACUGUGUCUUAAACCUGUAUUUAGUAAGGAACUGGGUCUUGAACCUAGAUUUAUUGAGGAACCGGAGUUUCAAUCUAGAUUUAAGAAGGGAUUGGACCUUAAACCUAGGUUUGAUGAGAAACAGGGCUUAGAGUCUUCGAUUAAUAAAUGCAACCUUGUAUCUUCAUUUGAUGGGAGAAACGACAUUGAAUCUUCACAUGGAGAUAAACCGGUCGUUGAAUCUUCGAGAAAAAACCUUGAAUCUUCAAUUGAGGAGUGGUUUUGCGAAGUUUGUAACCUAGAUUUCGAAACUAACCCACAGUUAAACACCCACAUGGUCAACAAACACGAAGGACUAGUAAACUUCCUCUGCCAAAACUGCGGUCAUCCUUUCUACGAGGCCACUCUAUACAACUCGCAUUUCCAAAAAGAGCACAACAAUAAAACCACUCUAGUAUCUUGUUAUCUAUGCGGGGGUGGUGAGUUUCCCGACUUUGUUACUCUGUUAGAACACUUGAAAACCUCCCAUGUGACUACAGAUCUGUAUCAAGAGAGGUGUUCAGAGUGUGGUGGGGUUUUUAUAAGCCGUGAAGUAUUUGAUAGACAUUGUGAGAAACUGAAAAUGUGUCAUCAGUAUUUGAUGGGUUGUUUUAGUGAAAAGGCUGGGGUAAAAUUUGGAGGGGAGAAUGCUGAAGGUGGUACGCCUGAUAGAACAAAAUUCGAGGGGGGAAAUGAUGUUAGCGUAGUGAGUAGGACAUACCUUGAAGGGGAAAAUGAUAAUUGUAGAUUGAGGGAUGAUGAUGGUAGUAUAGUGAAUGGAACAGACCUUGAAAGGGGAAGAAUAAUAGUAGAUUGAGAGAUCAAUCUAUGGAUGUUCUAGCUUGUGACCAAUGUGGGUCAUUUUUCAAGGCUAAGAAGUAUUUAAAACAGCAUCUAGCUGUACACCAUAGAGUGUUGGAUGUUUUUGAGUGUUACAUUUGUAGGAAAACUUUUGGAGCCAAGUAUAAGUUGACGGAGCACUUCAGUAUUGUACAUAGUGGAACUAGUUACAAUUGUGAGGUAUGUGGUAAAGGCUUCCAAAGCAAGUUUACGUUAGGGACACAUAUGAAGAAGCAUACGGGGAAUUUUGAAGUGUUUACCUGUGUUGAGUGUAGUCAGGAGUUUAACAGGAAACAGCUGUUAGUUGAGCAUGUGGGGGACAUGAAUAGGAGAUGUCUGUGGUGUGAUAUGUGGUUAGGUUGUAGGACAAAACUUUUGGAACAUAUUGAAGAGAAUCAUAGGAGAGUUGGGCGGUUAGAGUGUACGGAAUGUCGGCGGGAUGUGCAUUCUUUGACGAAAUUUUGGAAUCAUUUGAUAGUCUACCAUCCGGAACAGUGUAGGAUUGUCAACAAGAAUUGUGUGAUUUGUGAGAAGUGUAGACAGUUAUGUAGCAGUCGUCACCAUCUCAAGAAACAUCAGCGGAAGUUGUGUUUGGUGUCGGAGAAAAAUGUGUGUAAACAUUGUAAUGUUCGGUUAGGGACGAACUAUUUGCACGGGGUGCAUUUGGGGCGGGGUUUGAGGUGCGCCAUGUGUGGGGAGCGGUUUGAGUGUUUGACUUUGCUGAAGGAACAUGUGUACUAUGGACAUAGAAGUGGGGAGGAGGUGUUGGAUUUGGAGAAAACCUGUUAUAGGAGGGUUGUGAAUGGAUGGAAGUCUCCUAUGAGAGAUAGGAUAGGUGAGAGAAAUGGAAGUAAGUCUCCAGAAAGUAGUAGAAUAUCUGGGAGAAAUAGUAGUAAGUCCCCAGAAAAUGGGAAGUCUUGGAGAUGUGAAAGAGAUAGGAGUGUGGGAAGAAUUGAAAAGUUUAGAAGGUCUAUGGAAAAUUGUGGAAACGGGGAUGGAAAUGGAGGAGAAGCGGUGGGAAAUCGUUGUAGGAGUGGUGAAAAUGCAGGGGAGUUGUCAAGGUGUGGAAGAGUUAUGGAAAAUAGUGGAAAGGGCGAUGAAAAUGGAGGAAAAGCGGUGGGAAAUCGUUGUAAGAGCAGUGAAAAUGCGGGGGAGUUGUCAGGGUGUGAAAGAGUUGUGGAAAAUUGUGGAAAGGGUGAUGAAAAUCGAGGAAAAGCGGUGGAAAAUCGUUGUAGGAGUGGUGGAUAUGAGGGGGAGUUGUCAGGGUGUGGAAGAGUUGUGGAAAGUUGUGGAAAGGGCGAUGAAAAUCGAGGAAAAGCGGUGGAAAAUCGUUGUAGGAGUGGUGGAUAUGAGGGAGAGUUGUCAGGGUUUGAAAGAGUUGUGGAAAGUUGUGGUAGUAGAGAUGAAAAUCUAGAAAGAUGUACAGAAUCUUCUGGAAGACGACGUUGUAAAGGUAGGAUAUGUUUGAAAACUGGAGAAAGUUUUAGAAAAAACUUGGAAGGUAAUUAUGUAGAGAAAGUGGUUGUGGAUAAGGUUGAAAAGUUAUUGGGUAAGAAUGGGGAAAAUUUGAGAAUUGUAAACUAUUGUAGGGGGAAAAAUGAGAAACCCUCAGGAAAUGCAAGUUAUGGAAUCAUGAAAUAUACUGUCCCAUAUUCAAAUCAGGUGUCAGGAAAUGUGAAUUGGUCAGAAAACCAGGAAGUUUUGAAUCGUUGUCAUGGAACUACAGGAUGUAAUGUUUCAAAUAAUGAAAAACAUUCGAAAAUUGUGAACGGUUGUGAUGAGAAUUCAAAUGAAACAAUUUCCGUGGAAACUAAAAAAUCUGUUUCUCCUUCUAGAAGUUUUGAAGAUGUUCCUGUACCUUCCUCCUCUGAAGACGAAGUAUCUUUAAAAUCAGGUAAUGAUGAUUCUGAACGAGAUUACUGUUCAUUGACUUCGAAUAACUAUACCAAAGUUUUAGAUUGUGACAGUGAUGGGUUUGAAAAUAGAUCGGUUCUAUCGAUUGAUUCGAGUAGACUGUCGUUUAAGUUCAAAUGUUACGACUGUGAAAAUCUUUACCAAACUUUAAAAGACUUGGAGUGCCACAGAAGAUUGGCACAUGACUCGGAUAUCGAUGUGCCGGAAAUCAUGACCUGUGACCAUUGUGGGAGACAGUUUACGAAACGAACGUUAUUGGAGGGACAUUUCAGGAAAUGUGUGUGCUCCAUCUGUGGUUGCACAACUCGUUGUUGGACGUUGCUGAGGUUACACUGUUCCACUAAACAUGGGUCUAGAGGGGAUUGGAGUUGUGAUAAGUGUAGAAGAGGGUUUAGAUCGUCUGUGUUGUUUGUGAAACAUGCUAGAAAUUGUAGAGGAAUUGUUGUGAGGAAGGAUAGAAAGAGACGGAGGUCUGAAGGUAGUAAGUUGGUGAAACAUCCAAAGUUCAAAAGGAUUCGAACACUGGAUGAUGAGCAUAACUAUGAGAAUUGUGAUACAAACUUAUCCACUAAGAGAACGAAAAACAAGAGGAUACCUACUCCAGAUGAUGAUGAUGAUGAUAAUCAUGAUAAUUGUAAGACAAAUUUAUCAACUAGGGGAACGAAAUACAGGAGAAACCCCACACUAAAUGAUGAUAAUGAUGAUAACUAUGAUAAUUGUAAAACAAACUUAUCAACUAGGGGAACGAAAUACAAGAGAAAACCUACACUAAAUGAUGAUAAUGAUAAUUGUAAGGCAAACUUAUCAACUAGGGGAAUGAAAUACAAGAGGAUAUCUACAGUAGAUGAUGAUAAUGAUAAUAACUAUGAUGAUUUUAAGACAAACUUAUCAACUAGGGGAAAGAAAUACAAGAGGAUACGUUUGCUAGAUGAUUAUGAUGAUGAUGAUGAUAUUGUUGUUAAUACUACGGACAAAUAUUGUAACACAUACUCACCAACUAGUCCAACCAAUUUGAAAAAUACUGCUACGUUCAGGAUUGUGUUGAAAAACCGGUCCAAAAAGAUUUCUCCCCGUAAUUUUAAGGGUAGUCCAAAAAAGUCACUUCCCCGUAGUAAACAAAAGUCACCUCAAAAACCACCUGAGCCGUCCCCCUCUAAAAGUUCAACUGAUGAAGAUUUUGUGAAACCAAAACUGAGACCCAAAUCUAUGACUACCCCUCAGAGGAAAAGGGUUGAAUUUUUGAAAUCUAUGAGGGAAAAUUGUGAGACGUCCCCCGACAAAAAAAGUCCCAAGUUGAAGGCGAUUCGAGAAAGUGUCACGAAACUGGAGUUUUCUCCUGGGGAAGAUAAUAAGAUUGGAGUUGGGAUUUUGAAAUCUGUGAGAAAAAAUGGAGAAACGUCUUCUGAGAAGGUUGGUCCCAUUGAAAACUCAGUUUUGAUAUCUGGCAGAACGAAUAAUGUUUCACCUACUAGUAAUAGAUCAAUAGUUGGAAAUAUUUGGAGAUCUAGAAGGAAUCUUGGGAAAUUGACUCCACCGAAAGAUUUGAGUUUAGUUGAGGAUAGAAAUUUGAAGGGUGAUCUCAAACUAUCACCUAAGAACAGUGUAUCAGAUUUGGACGGUGAUUCGAAGCUUGUAAGGAAGCUCAAGAAAGAUUUCAUGGAAAAUCUUGAUGUAAAACCUUUGGAUAACACUUUAGAUUCUACAAAAGAGCUGAUAAUUGACACCAGUGUUUCUUACUGUCAGAGUGUUAAUGAUUCUUUCACAAAAAGUAAUUGUAUUUUAGGUGAGGAGAAACGUAUUAACGAAAUUCCCACAGAUGUCACAAGAACUGAUUUCUUUUUGAAUCUGAAUUUGGUUUCGUCCACACCGAUCAAUGGUGUUAGAAAAAGUGAGGGACAUUUGUUUCAAGGAAAAUUGGAUGGGAAAAUAUCUGGUGAAGAUUUGAAGGAUGGUCGAAAAUUCUGUAGACAGUUGAUUUCUGCUGGAGAUACAUCGAAAGUUGUAUACUGUGAAGCUUCCCCGAACCGUGUGCCCACAUCCAUAUUGAAAACUGUGCCUUCUGUCAAAUCCAAAUCGACUUUAAGACGAAUUGUGCAUUUUGAAGAUGACGUCGACGAAAAAUUUGGUUGUAAGUUUUUGAAAAAUGUCAGUCCAGAUAGUUGUAGAUCGUCUGUUGAUGUUCCUUCUGAGAAAAACGACUCGAAUGUUGUUGUUUCUAGUGCUAAGUCUGAAAAUGUGGAGGGAAGUUGUAAACCUAGUAGUAAGUUGCAGAUUUAUCGUUGUAGGUUGUGUAAGAAACGGUUUCCUAAUAGAGAUUUACUGCAAUGUCAUAUUACUAGUAAUGUGUGUAGGGUGAAAAUAUCAAAUUUGUCCUGAUUUUUAUUAAAAAUGAUUUCACAAAUUGAUCUAAUUCUAUGGAGACUGUAACUUAGAACUUAGAAGAGAUACUUUUAAAGAAUAACUACUUUGUUUCUAAUAAUUUGAUUGUAUGGGAGGGGAUGUAGUGGUAUUUCUCCAUUAUUGAACGAAUAAGACUGUGAUACCUCUUUAAAGUGGUAUUGACAAUAACAAAGUCUUAUUCUUUCAAUUACUUUGUUUCUAUUUAAAAUACAUUAUUGGACCUACAUUUUUAAAAAGUAUAAUGUACAGUGUAUUGUUGAUCUUAUAAUUAUGAUCAAAAGUUAAAAAAAUAUUGAAAUAUUUGACGUGGUGUUUUAGAAUAUCAUGUACGUUAGUUUAUUAACUGAGCUAUAUGAUGGAAGGAAUCAAUUUGUUACUUGUGUGUUAUUUAUUAUCCAGUAAUUGAAAAUCAAGUAUUUUUUUUACUAUUAUUGAUUUUCCUAAAUUAAUAUGAUUUGAUCAGAGAACGGAAUAAAAUUUCCAUUUUUGUGUCGGAUUUAUAAGAUUUUCAUUUUGAUCGUAUAUUAUAAAAUGUUUUCAUUUGUAAUAUUUGAUGAUUUUUCAACAGUGCAAGUCAAGUUUUUAGUGUAACUAUUUAAAUUUUGACCAUCUUUCAGUUUUGAGAGGUAAAUACAAUGCUAUAGUAUUACUAUUAUUUACUUGACGAAUAUUACAUACCGUAUUAUUGUGUGUACCUGAAUUUGUAUGCCUUAAAUAUGUUGUAACUCUACCAUUCGUUUAGGUACUUAGAAAUAUCAUACUUUUUAGUUGAUUACUUUUGCAUUAUUCGUGUAUUCCACAAUAGUUUUUAGUUCUGUCUCUAUUCCUAGUUUAGCAUAGGCCUAAUCUACACCAAACUAUUAUUUUUUGAUAAUUUUUGUAAAAUACUCCUUAGUUUCGUCAGUUUCCGAUUCUGUGAUAUAGGAAAUAUAUUGUUUAAUAAAAGUUAAGAUCAUUUGUAA